Messenger RNA from Lingula anatina, 2138 nucleotides. RefSeq lists its product as uncharacterized. The record is from RefSeq and is a predicted model, not a curated record. NCBI's taxonomy places the organism in Eukaryota, Metazoa, Brachiopoda, Lingulata, Lingulida, Lingulidae.
CUGCCCCUAACAAUGGCUCACGCCCUGGUGGCUUUGUUUGUUCCCAGGCGAAGUGUUAUUAAGGGCAACACAUUAUCCGCACACCCCUGCGUAUAGGUAGGCCAGCGCAAUGGGCUCAGUAAAGCUACGAGGCACAUUUUCUACUUGAUAUCACCAUAUUCCAUAUAAUGUUAAGAAGGAUACUCCAAGGCAUCCCGUGGACUUGUAUGUAGGUGGGUUGAAUACCAGCUUUCAAAGGAAUGGAUCGUAUGCGUUUCACCAUCCUCUUCUGUUUUUUGAUGCUAGUGUCACUUUCGUUAUUCAUCAAUGUUUUCUUUUUUGCCCGCCAAGGACCUCUUGCAGUGAAUUAUGGGGAUUCGGAUGAGAGCCGACCUCCAGUUGACGUAAAUCGUGACAGCAGACAACGUGACUGUAAAUGUAAGGAAAAAAUAAUUAUUAAUUUGGGUAGCAAAAACAAAGAUGCCGCUCCUAUAAUCUCACGAAAGCCGACAGGAGACGUUCUUCCAGACAGACACACGAACUUCUUGUAUCGAGGUAUGUCGGAUUUGAAUCCUUUGAAAGAUAUCCUUCCCUCGUCAGCAAUACCGAACGUUUUCCAUUACAUCUGGUGUGGCAGUAGGGUCUUUGAAUUUCAACAUUAUUUGAGCGUUCUUAGCGCCUUCAAAAUCCACCGAGCGGACAAAAUUGUCAUCCAUUUUGAAACGAUGCCUCAGGUUGACUUACGCCGGUACAACCAGUGGAUUAACGACCUUAAAGAAGAGGUGCCAGUUUUAGUUUUAAAGAGAGAGCCAGAUAUGGCAGGUUGCCAAACCGACGACACGAAGAAAUUAGAUAAAAUAUUGAACGUCUUGAGUGACCAUGGCGGAAUAUACUUAAACGAAAACGUCGUGAUAUCAGAUCCUCACUUUCUUAUUAGGAAAACACAGCGUCUUUACCUAUAUUUAAAAGGCACGGUGACAUCUCAAGCAACUUUGACGACAGCUAUUGUUCAAGGUUCCAUAUGGGCAGACAGGACUGCGGUUACAAAAGGCAUAUCUAGUCAGAAAUUUAUCUCCGGUUUAUUAAAUAAAACGGAUAGUAAACUUCCUGCAAUGACUAGUAAUUGUAUAACACAUAUAACUCACAGUGAAUCCAACCGUUCCUAUUGCCUGCACAUAGAUCAUACACUUUAUCCUCAUCAAAUCUGGGAACGAAAGGACGAGUUUGGGGCUUUAUGCAGACGACUGUUUUAUGGUUCAGAAGAGAUCCGCGUUCCUGCUCCGUCGUACGACACACUGAUACCUAACAUUGCUCAUUAUGUGUGGAUGGGAGGAACAGAAAUGCCGUUUUUAGCAUAUUUAAGUGUGAAAAGCACUUUGAACGUCCUUAAAGUGGAUGCUGUGUAUUUACAUGGAAACGAGGAACCCAAAGGACCAUAUUGGGACAAAUUAAAAGGGAACCCAAAAGUCCACUUUGUUUUUCGAGAUUGGCCAGAAACAAUAUUUGGAAACCCGGUUAAUGAUUAUUCACAUAUCAGUGACGUUUUUCGGGUGGACAUACUUUUGAAAUACGGCGGAAUAUACACAGACUGGGAUGCCGUCUGGGUGAAGCCCAUCGACGAUUUACGUGGCUAUGACGUGGUUGCCAAUUACGACUGGCCGGAUUGGCAUCCCCCAUUUCCUGAUAAAUUUAACAUGGGUACUCUCCUUGCAAAAAAGAAUGCGAGAUUUAUGCACUAUUUUUCAGAUACAAUGAAGCGAUAUGAAGACACUGGGGACUGGUAUUACAAUGCUUGUCUCAUGCCUUACAAAGCAUAUGAGAGGCACCCUGAACUUCUUUUAGUGGAAAAGCAUUUACAAGUAAUAUGUUUUGAUUUCAAAUGUCACCCGAUAUUCAAACCUGGCUAUAAAGACCCCAACAUACAUCACCUUAACAACGCUACGUUUGACUGGCGAACUGACGUGUACGCAGUUCACUGGACGAGACCGAGCCCGCCAGAAUUUGAAAAUGAAAAUACUUUAAGACAAUCAAACUCCAUGUUUAGCGAAAUUGGAAAAUAUGUCUUAGAUAGAAAGUAAUAAGCUGCUUAUUGCAUCAAUUUGCCCAAGGUAGUAUCACAUUUAGGCAUGCUCUACAUAAUAGGCACAUAUUCCAAUUUU